Molecule: messenger RNA, 1587 nt
Organism: Oncorhynchus gorbuscha (pink salmon)
Lineage: Eukaryota; Metazoa; Chordata; Actinopteri; Salmoniformes; Salmonidae
Product: transmembrane protein 50A-like
Exons: 7
Coding region: 275-757 (160 amino acids)
Biological process (GO): protein targeting to vacuole; late endosome to vacuole transport via multivesicular body sorting pathway
Source: RefSeq, a predicted model, not a curated record
GCUUGGUGCAACGAACCAUGGCAGAGUUGAUGCCUACAAAAAUACGCCAUUACUACGUCUCUAUUAGAAGUCUUCACGGGUCCAACAUGCCAGAUAUUCCGAGAUACGACCUGGAAGCAGCUCCUACAUUUUGAUUUUUGUCUCGGGUCUGAUAUAAACGUCACUGGUCUGGGUAAACGUUAUUUACUGACUGGACCCGAUUUGGAUCCUUCCUCUGCUCAUUUAAUUUGUGAGGUGAUGUCAACUGCGCAAACUUCCAAUCUGUCUCAGUACCAUGUCAGGGUUUUUGGACAGUGUCCGGUGCGGAGACUGCGAGUGCAAUGUGGACUGGGGAGAGAGGCGAAACACCAUGGCAUCUAUAGCUGCUGGAGUCCUGUUUUUCACUGGUUGGUGGAUAAUCAUUGAUGCAGCUGUGAAAUAUCCAGAUGAGGCGGUAUUCCAUCAUGCCUAUCACACAUGUGGAGUCAUCGCUACUGUGGCUUUUCUCAUGAUCAAUGCUGUCUCGAAUGGCCAGGUGAGAGGGGACAGCUACAGUGAAGGUUGCAUUGGGCAGACAGGAGCUCGUGUGUGGCUCUUCAUUGGUUUCAUGCUGGCGUUCGGCUCUCUCAUCGCUUCCAUGUGGAUCCUGUUUGGAGGCUUCGUAGUGCCCAAGAAACUUGUUGUGUAUCCUGGUAUUGCGGUUUUCUUCCAAAAUGCAUUCAUUUUCUUUGGGGGCUUGGUGUUUAAGUUUGGACGCACUGAAGACUUGUGGCAGUAAUGGUUUCUGGUUUCUGUCAACUGUCAUACUAUCUGUUCUCUCAUUGUAUGAGACAGUAGUGUACGCUUUGGCCUGUCAAAACACUACCUUCCGUCUUUCAAUAUAUAUAGAUAUAUAUAUAUAAUAUUCACUUUAUAUAAUGACUUUAUAAUUUUGCUUUUUAGAUUAACUUGUUUAAUUUAUAAGUAGGUUGGUUGUUGCUGUACAAAUGUACAUUUUACUAAAGCAUCAUUUGCUGUUCCAUCUUUUAAUUCAAUGUUCUUUUCUUUUGAAUUCUUGUAAUGGGAUCUAGGUGUCUUUUCACUCCAAAUGUGUGGAGCCAUUCUGUUACAAUAAUUUACUACCUUCCAUUAUUUAUCUUGGAAACUGUGCAAAAUAAUAAAUGAGCAGAUUAUUAUUUUCCUUUUUAUUGUUUUUACAAUACACAUUAGUGCACUAAUAAUGUUUAGAAAUAUUUUGAUUUCUGAUGAGGGCAUGCAUCAGGGAGGCAUGACAUCUAUGGAAGUGUUAGUCCUGUAAAUAGCCUAUUUUAUUAUUAUACAGUUACUGAUAAUAAGAAUUUAACCUUUAAUGUGGGCAAUUUGUCUUUCCUAUUGUCGAGAUGUGGGGUCUGUAAUUAAGCCAUUCUACUGAACCAUAAUCUGAUGGUUCAUAAUUCAAGGUGUAGUUUAAAGGAAGGAUUUAAUUCUGAGGUUUCGGUGCUCUGACCACCAUCUCUGUUCUUGUAUUUGACUGCAAUGCUUAUACUUUCACAGUACUUGUAUAGUAACCAAACUGAGAUCACUGAACCUGAACAACUACAGCAGCAUUAAAUAGAAAAUGUAAAACAA